Messenger RNA from Alligator sinensis (Chinese alligator), 4288 nucleotides. It is a transcript of the gene MAP2K4, whose product is annotated as mitogen-activated protein kinase kinase 4. The record is from RefSeq and is a predicted model, not a curated record. Lineage: Eukaryota; Metazoa; Chordata; Crocodylia; Alligatoridae. Gene Ontology annotation, biological process: protein phosphorylation; MAPK cascade. Gene Ontology annotation, molecular function: JUN kinase kinase activity; ATP binding. Bases 1 to 1269 code for a protein of 422 amino acids. The transcript is spliced from 13 exons.
AUGAGUCGCCUCUGCUUCCUGGGAGUGUGCGCAACAGACUACAUCACCCAGCACCUAUUCCGCACAAGCAGUGCCUACUCCAGCAAGUUAGGUAAACGCAAAGCGCUGAAAUUGAAUUUUGCAAACCCACCUUUCAAGUCCACAGCAAGGUUUACUUUGAAUACUUCUGGAGUUCCCUUCCAAAACCCACACAUUGAUACACAAGCAACACUGAGUAGUAAUCACAUUGUCCCGUUCACUUUCAAGAGAGAAGCGGACCUCAUCCAGAAACUUUCCAGCAGGCUACAAGAGAGACUGAGAACACACAGCAUUGAAUCAUCAGGAAAAUUGAAGAUUUCCCCUGAACAACAUUGGGAUUUUACUGCAGAGGACUUGAAAGACCUUGGAGAAAUUGGACGAGGCGCUUAUGGUUCUGUCAACAAAAUGGUCCACAAACCAAGUGGGCAAAUUAUGGCAGUUAAAAGAAUUCGGUCAACGGUGGAUGAAAAAGAACAGAAACAGCUUCUGAUGGACUUGGAUGUAGUGAUGCGAAGCAGUGACUGUCCAUAUAUUGUUCAAUUUUAUGGAGCACUCUUCAGAGAGGGUGACUGUUGGAUCUGUAUGGAGCUCAUGUCUACCUCGUUUGAUAAAUUUUACAAAUAUGUAUAUAGUGUAUUAGAUGACGUUAUUCCAGAAGAAAUCUUAGGCAAAAUCACUUUAGCUACUGUGAAAGCACUAAACCACUUAAAAGAAAACUUGAAAAUAAUUCACAGAGAUAUUAAACCUUCCAAUAUUCUUCUGGACAGAAAUGGGAAUAUUAAACUUUGUGACUUUGGCAUUAGUGGACAGCUCGUCGACUCCAUUGCCAAAACAAGAGAUGCUGGGUGCAGACCAUACAUGGCACCUGAAAGGAUAGACCCCAGUGCAUCAAGGCAAGGCUACGAUGUUCGCUCAGAUGUCUGGAGUUUGGGAAUUACAUUGUAUGAGUUGGCCACAGGGCGAUUCCCAUAUCCCAAAUGGAAUAGUGUAUUUGAUCAGCUGACACAAGUAGUAAAAGGAGACCCACCACAGCUGAGUAACUCAGAGGAAAGGGAAUUCUCCCCAAGUUUCAUCAACUUUGUCAACUUGUGCCUUACAAAGGACGAGUCUAAAAGGCCAAAGUAUAAAGAGCUUCUGAAACAUCCCUUCAUUCUGAUGUAUGAAGAGCGUACAGUGGAUGUUGCAUGCUAUGUUUGUAAAAUCCUGGAUCAAAUGCCCACAACUCCCAGCUCUCCAAUGUAUGUCGAUUGAUAUUGCUGCUACAUCAAACUCUAGAAAAAGGGCUGAGAGGAAACAAGCUGUAAAGAAUUUUCAUCACAUAUUGCAGUGUUUUUAAUGCUCGCCCAGACACCAUGUGCAAUAAUAUUGGUGUUAUUUCCAUCAUGUCUGUAUAUUAUUGUCACAUAUAAAGUGCAUCCCUGUAAUACCUGAUCACACAGUGUUAGUGUUGGUCAAAGAGAGACCUCAUCUUGCUCUUUUGUGGACAUAUUCAUGAAAUGUGGAAAUAAGUACAUUUAUUUGUUGACCGUGAUUGGAUAGCACCUAAAAUUCCUUUCUAGACUCGAAACUCAGAGGCUUCUCAGCAGCUACUGGAAAGAUUUUUCUCUCAAACUCUUCCAAUUAUUGUUUAAGUAAUAAUAAAAACAAACACAAGUUAGGCAUUGUCUGUCUGAACAUAGAGACUUUGCUUGGAGAGAGAAGAACUUGCAUAACCAACGCGAUGCUUUGCCUUCUGGAGUUAAAAGGCAAAGGAGGAUUUUAUUCUUCACAAAGUGCAAUAGAUUUACUGCUAUGAAAUUCUGUUGCUUUACAGUCACAGUGUAUUUUCUGGGGACAGUGUGUUCAGCUGAACUUCCUGUUUAAAGAGAGAUCAUGUUAAAUAUAGUGAAUAUGUCUUUACCAAAAAUAUGUUGCAUUGAAAGAGGCUAACAUUAAAAUAUUCAAAGAUGGGACAUAAUGUAUUCUUCUCUCCUUUACCAAGCCAUCCACUCUUCAUUAUAACUAGGUGUCCUGUAAAUUGUUACAUGAUAAGAUAAAACCUUGACUUGAAGAAUUAUUAAACUACUCAAUUGAAUUUAGUCUGCUUGUGACCUGAUUUAUAGCUGCACAAUGGCUUUGCUUUUACUUCCAUAAGUGCAGUGUGCAAAAUCUACAGCUGUUUUUGAUAAGACACAGUUGAAUCACUCACAAUUUUUCAGUCAAUGUUUAUCGACUGAAAAACAUUCAUAACCCCUUUUAUCCAAAGUUCAGUAUCUCUACUUUCUUAUGGACAACCAAUUCUGGCCUAGCAGCACUGCCUGUGAUCAGACUAGACCAAAUCUCAGUGUGUUUGAUUCUAUCCCCCCUGAUGAGGAUGGUGGGAUCCUCUGCCUCCUACCCCUUACCUUGGAUCUAUCUCAUUGUGGUAAAUUUCAUUGCUGCACAUAGGAUGUUCUCAUUUGUUUGUCUAAUAUUUCAUUUUUUGUAUGUAAUUGCAGCCUAUUUUGUGAUCCUUGAACAGUCCUGAUUGUUGUAUCAUGGUCCAUAUUGCACUUGAAUUGUUCUGGUGCAUGAUGGUAGUCUGGGUACCCAGGACAUUAGAAAGUAUCUGUGGUUUCUGACUGACCUUUAGCUUGUCCUAGAAAAACCAUUCAAGAUGUACUCUUCUGGCUGACAUGAACUUUAGAGCUGAUCAGAUACCAUUAAUUUGGACUUGUUCAAACAUAGUUUUUCAGUGAAACAUUUAGCUUUUUUUAAAAUAAUCUAUUUUUAGAUAUCUUCCAAAGACUGACAAACUGGAGUUUGUGGGGACCUGCAAAGUGAUUUCUGGUUUCCAUUUGGUAGUGUUUACUUGGUUGGCUUAGUCUCAUAGUAAGUAGCUGGGGCUUUGUCAGAAACUGAAUGUUCCAUUUUCAGAGAUAAUUCUGAAAAAUUUAGAACACAAAACCCAGCGGGUUAGAAACCCAGUGGAAAGGGAAAUGCUGCUGCACUAAUUACAUUGUGUAGAAAGUUUCCCACAAUUUCUACCAAACACAAAGGCUGUGACAAUACAGAGAGCACUGGGUAUGGUGCAAGGGCCUACACUAUAUUAUAACAUCUGAGCUGAGAAGGGGUGAAGCAAACCUGGUGGUCAAACAGGGGCUCUAUGCUGUUGCUAUAUGCUCAUGGCACUUUUCCAGAUUCUACAGUGCUCUACUUGUGUGUAGGCUUGAGGUACUCACUUUGUUCCUACUUUGCCAUUUGACGCUACAGAGCAUUCACAGCCAAACAUGCUAGGCCUGAUCCUAUCAGGCACCAAGUUCUCUCAACUGACACCAAAAGUGAUAGGAAAUUAGUGUUCUUAGGACCCCAUGGGCUUUGGCCUACAAUGUAUUGUAUCCCAGAAAACCCUGUUUUUGUCAUUUGUAGCCAGACCUUCAUGGGGCGUAAAAGCUUUGUCUGUCUAGGCCAGCAAGGACAAAGUCAGAUUCUCUUAACUAAUGAAUUUGAUUCCUACAGUUGCAGUUAUUAAGAUAAUUUGAAAGUAUUAUCUAUUCAAAACACCUAGAGAACAAUAUGUGCUGAAUCAUCUGAUGCUGCCACCCUGGCAUCAUGUUCAUGACAAAAUGUGACUAAUGCAGUAAUUCUUCCUCGGUCCCUCAGACCUGGACAUUUACAGCUGUUGACCUGGUGAUUCAUUAUAUCCAAAGCCUUCUUCUGCAAACAGCUGUUGCCUUCCUAUUCCCCUCAUUCACACCUGAUUUAAGUUGUGCUGUUCCUGCACCCUGGCCCCAUUCUAUUGUCUUCAGCAGUAUAAUUGAGUUUCCAUUCUGUUGGUGGGAAAUGGAAAUUAGAAGCUUUGAGUUCCUGAUGUCAAAGCCAGGUUCAGAAUGUGCUGUGGUGUAGAUGGCUAUACAGAAAAGCAGAUCUAGUGUAUUAAUCAUAGAUUAUUAUAAACUAUUAAGGGUGCAGCAUUUAUUACAAUGUAUCUUUAUUAAAAAGGUGUAUAGUGUUCAGAAGCUGUGAAAAUAGUAUAAGAACUGUACAUUGUGAGCUCUGGUUAUUUUUUUUCUUGUACCAUAGAAAAAUGUAUAAAAAUUAUCAAAAAGCUGAUGUGCAGGGAUGUUGCCUUAUUGUCUGUAAAAUGAAGCUCAGUAACAUAACUGCUUCAAAGAGCUUCAGAAUAUUUUAUCCUAUAUUCUAGUUUGACUUCUUCUAUUUAAGAUAUUAUACAUGGAAUCAGAGUGUUUAUGUAAUAGUUCUAUUCUUUUGCCUGCAGGUCAGUUGUAAUAAAACUAGGAUGCGACUGUGA